Molecule: messenger RNA, 639 nt
Organism: Orbicella faveolata
Lineage: Eukaryota; Metazoa; Cnidaria; Anthozoa; Scleractinia; Merulinidae
Product: microfibrillar-associated protein 1-like
Source: RefSeq, a predicted model, not a curated record
GGAGCGUGUCAGCGGUAUUACAGAAAAGUGCAUAUGCGUAAUUAUCCGCCAUGUUGGAUUGAGAAGUUGUAUCACGUCUUUAUAUAUCAGGAAAAGAGCUCAAUUUUGUCUGAAGUUUACAGAAUUUAGGGCUCUAAAAUGGAUCCUUUGGCGAGAGGAGUCCCUAUCAACUGUACAGCAGGAGCUGUUCCUGUGAAAAAUGAAAAAGGAGAAUUUACCAUGAAGAAAGUGAAAGUUAGCAGAUAUGUCGCUGGAAAACGUCCCGAAUACGCUAAGUAUUCUAGCGAUGAAGAGGAUGAAGACGACGCAGUAUUAGGAGAACCUUUCGUCAAAGAACGAGAGAUUGAUGAACAAGAAAUAGACAAGGUAUUUCAGAAAGCUGAAAAGACAGACAGGAGACUGAGGCGACUUCAAGAAAGAGUAAAAGAUGAAGAUAAUGAAGUGGAGGAAGGUCAUAGACGUCGCCCACAUGAACCAGAAGUGGUUGCUAUGGGGGACGAGGAAGCAUCAGGAGAAGAGGAUGACAGAGACCUCCGGAGAUUACCAAGAAUGGAAGAAAGCAGCGAUGAAGAAGAUUUAGAUGAAGAGGUUUGUACUAAAAUAAGUAGCAGAUGUAAUUUUUAACAUUUUUUAAUCGAA